AUGAGCGGCGGUGGGGAGACUAGGGUUUCAAUCCCAAGCAAUGUAAAGGAGACGAUCCAGGACAUCAGAGAGAUCACCAAGAAGCAACACAGCGACGAUGAAAUCUACGCUGUGCUCAAGGAGUGCUCUAUGGAUCCCAACGAAACCGCUCAAAAGCUCUUGUAUUUAGAUACAUUUCAUGAAGUCAAAAGGAGAAAAGAUCGGAGAAAGGAGCUCUUGAAAGGUAGAGCAUCUGAAGAUUCUAGAAUGCCACCAGGCACACAGAGGCGAGUGUCUAGGGGUGGUGGCCAAGGGAAUUAUUCUUCCAGUAUCUCUUCUGAUGCUGGUGGUGGGAGGAAUGCUUCUGCUCGGAGGGAAAAUGGGGUCAAUCACGUUGCAGAUAGAGGUUCUAUGCCCUCUUCUGUUAAGCCAGUUAUACAGAAAACAAAAAACAUUGCUGCAACUUCAAUGCCAAUAGCUUCAACUGGCACACCAAAUGGGGUCACAAACCUAUCAAAUGGGAGUUCUAUUCACAGUUCUGCCCCAAAAUCCCCUAUGGGUGUUGAUAACAAUGUUCGUGAAGGAGGUUCAGCUAUAGAUGUAAAGAAGUUGGGAGCUGCAGCAUCUCGCCCUGCCUCUGUGACAUCUACACCUACCUUUGGCUCACUGGAUCAUGAAAAGCCCGUGUCAAUACCUGAACAGCUCCCAAUUUCUGCCCCACCAGCAUCUGCUUCCUCUGCUUCAGAUCCUGCUGUAUCAAAUCAUGUUCAAGAAAACAAAAAAGGCUCUGUAGAUGCUAUUGGCUUGGAGUCGUCCAAGAGUGUAAAAAGGGCCUCCAGAUCUGCUAAUUCUGUGGCAGUGGCUGAAAAGAAUUGGAAUAUUAAGCCUUCACAACCCCAUUUUUCCUCAAAUGAUGAUGGUUCCUUGGCCAAGCUGCCUUCUAAAAGUGUUAAACAGUCACAGUUAGAGUCUGCUGUUCCUCUGAAAGUGGUCACACUGGAGGUUGCAACCAACACUGUUGAAGCUACUUCUCAAGUGUCUCGUGACUCGAGUCUCUCAGUUGCAAAACAUGUUACUUUUCCAAAUCAUAUCCAAGUCCCUGAAGCUUUGAAAAAUGUAUUGACCUUUGGAAGUAUUGAUGCUACUUUUGGACCGAGAGUAGACUCUGUUAAUGGUACUGGUGGUGAUAACUUCUCUAUUGGUGCUGUUGAAUCUUCUCAGGAUACUGAUGAAACAACUAAAGAACCUUCUCCUAGCAAUGAUAUUUUAUCCUCACGUGUGCAAGGAGAUUUUUCUGAGAAUCCACCAUCAAUACCUAAUGUGCUUGAAAAGUCACCGCCUACAGAGGGUAAUGUCUCUUCAAGUACAGACUCAAAAAGUGAACUUCCAAAGCAGGAGUCGCAGUUGCCACCAGAAGGUCCACAGAACCAAACUGCUCUACAUGCCCCUAGCUAUAAUCUUGGGUUCUUUCCUCCCAUGCUAGGGAGCCAGCUUUUACAGGUGGAAGGGCAUGAUAAUCAGGCACAUGAAACACCCCGCCUUCCGAACUUUGUCGGUGGAAAUUCUGCUGCUGUGCCUAGCCCAAACUCAACUCCACCACUGCCAAGCUCCAUGCCAAGCUCCAUACCUGUCUCUCAGCAGUCAGUUCCGCUUUACAGGCAGUAUCCCCCUAAUUUCUACCCAUAUGGCCACUAUCUCUCUCCAUAUUAUAUGCCACCAAUACACCAGUUUUUAGGUCACAACGGCUUUCCUCCACAACCUUCAGCUGGGAACGUAUUUCUUCCACCACCACCUGCAGCAGCUGCUGCUGGGGUUAAAUUCCCUCUUCCACAUUUCAAGGCUGGGGUGAAUGCUGGAAAUCCAACUCAAUAUAGUAUUCAAUCUGGUGGUUCAUUUAUCAACACCCCUGGUGGUUAUGCUCCUGGUUCAGCAGUUACAUCUGGAAGCUCCGUUGGUAAUGAAGAUCUUGGAGCAUCUCAAUUGAAGGAAAAUCAUAUCUACACAACUGGACAACUGACUGAAGGUUCAACUGUUUGGAUACAUGCUCCGGGACAAGAUAUGUCUAGCUUGCAAGUGAGCUCUAUGUACAACCUUCCUCAGGGGCCGCGUCUCACCUUCUCGCCCAUGCAGGCUGGGCAUGGUGGCAUGGCUGGAAUUUAUCCACCUGGGCAAACGAUUGCAUCUCCAACAUUUCUGCAACAGUCCCAGGCUGUGGCUGGAGCUGCUGAAACUAUAGGACCACAGUCUGCUGCUUAUCAGCAGCCUCAACAUACACAGAUGACUUGGAAUUAG
Molecule: messenger RNA, 2271 nt
Organism: Prunus armeniaca (apricot)
Lineage: Eukaryota; Viridiplantae; Streptophyta; Magnoliopsida; Rosales; Rosaceae
Source: the annotation of a GenBank genome assembly